GUUCAAUUACCAUGGAGAGCCUAAUAAUUCAAAUAUCCCGUCUCUUUCCAGUUACGUUCAGACAAAAGUCUCAUAGCGUUGUAAUAUAAUGCCGACCGACCGAACUAUCAUGCGCCGCCACCGCAGCUUUUCACUUUCCAGCCUUGCUGAAGUUCCUGAAUUGGACGAAUAAUUCCUUAUUCCCCCUCAACCCAUCAUCAUCAUUUCCUUUAUUUCACGAAAUUCCCCUCCCGAUUCCCAAAUCUCCUCCUCUUUAACUUCAAUCGCAAUCCGCAUGUGUAAAUCCAAAAUGGCCACCAACGCCGCCCAGCCCGCGCCAGCCCCUCGGCCCCACCGGACCCCCCACCCCUCCUCCGACCACUCCUCCCGUGCCCACCUCUCCCACGCCAGCUCCGAGUGGUCCCGAACCCCCCAAAGACCAGCCUCCAAGCCUUCCUCCUCCGAGGCCUCCACUUCCAACACCUCCAGCGCCGCUUACACCUCCGGCUCCAGCUACAAGCUCUCCUCUGAUGAUUCCAUCGCCAACAGAACACCUCUCUCCAGCCUCCACGAGAGUCUCCCUGAAAAACCCCACAUCUACGAUUUCAAGGAGAUCUGCUCCGCCACCAACAAUUUCCUCGCCAAGCGCUACUCUUCCUCCUCUUCGACUCCGUCUUGGAGGUGCGUUCUUCGUGGUAAGGAGGUGAUCGUGUUUCAAAGGAAGUUUCGGAGAGAGAUGGGGACUUCCGAGCUCAAAGAACGCCUCUCGGUUAUCUGCCGGAGCCACCACACUAGCAUAGUCAAGCUCCUCGGAGCAUCUGUCUCCGGCGACCAUAUCUAUUUGGUGUUCGAGUUCCUGAUCGGAGCGAAUCUUGCCGAUUGCUUGAGAAACCCUAGAAAUCCGACCUUCACUGUCCUUUCGACAUGGAUGUCGAGAAUGCAGAUCGCGACGGACCUCGCGCACGGUCUCGAUUACAUCCACAACAAAACGGGGCUGAGCAUCAGCCUCGUGCACAAUCACAUCAAGAGCAGCAGUGUCCUCGUGACGGAGCCUUCUUUCAACGCCAAAAUCUGUCAUUUCGGCACCGCCCAAUUGUGCGGCGAGAUCGACGAUCGGAUGCCGCCACCGAUCUCAAAAGGCGAAAUCGCAGAGGUCUCCGACGACGACGAGGGUUCAGAUCCCGGUUUGAAAAAACCGAAGGAUUUGGAGCGCUCUGGCAGCGGGAGAAUGCAAUUCGCGGGAGUGAUGGGGUACAUGUCGCCGGAGUUCCAGUCGAGCGGGGUGGCGACGCAGGAAUCCGAUGUGUUCGCGUUCGGCGUGGUGAUAUUGGAGCUCCUCUCCAGCGACGAGCCUAUGAAGUACAAGUUCGACAGGAGCAAGCGGGAGUUCGUGAAGACGUCGCUGAUCGAAUCGGCGAAUGCGGCGGUGGACGACGGCGGUGGGCGGCUGAGGCAGUGGAUGGAUAGGAGGCUGAAAGACUCGUUCCCCGUCGACGCGGCGGAGAAAUUGACUCGUGUAGCAUUGGAAUGCGUCCACGUGGACCCGGACAAGCGGCCCAACAUGGGCCGCGUCGCAGGGAAGAUUUCGAAGCUGUAUUUGGAGUCAAAGACUUGGUCCGACAAUCUCACCCUUCCGACAGAUUUUUCAGUGUCGUUGGCUCCUCGUUGAAGAACAAUUAAGGAAAUUGUUUUUAAUUUACAUUUACACAUUUCGAAAUUGAAUAUUUGUUUCCGGAAAAGACCGGCGGGAGUGAUUGACAUAAAUAGAUACUGAUUUUUUUAACUAAUGGAUCGACAUGGAAUCAGAAUAUCUUAUGUCUGCGGGGAAUUUUUUUUUUUUUAAUUAUCCAAUUAUUCAUUUUGUAUAAUGUAAUAUUUUUGUCGUUUGAUAAGGACACAACUAGAGGUGGCUAUAGAUUUUUGUCCGUAUUUAGUUGGAUCGUUAGAGAAGAAACAAAC
Messenger RNA from Morus notabilis, 1938 nucleotides. Its product is annotated as lysM domain receptor-like kinase 3. The coding region runs from base 275 to 1648 and encodes 457 amino acids. The transcript has a single exon. The record is from RefSeq and is a predicted model, not a curated record. Gene Ontology annotation, molecular function: protein kinase activity; ATP binding. Lineage: Eukaryota; Viridiplantae; Streptophyta; Magnoliopsida; Rosales; Moraceae. Gene Ontology annotation, biological process: protein phosphorylation.